Messenger RNA from Callithrix jacchus (white-tufted-ear marmoset), 2031 nucleotides. RefSeq names its product RNA 2',3'-cyclic phosphate and 5'-OH ligase (gene RTCB). Gene Ontology annotation, molecular function: RNA ligase (GTP) activity; RNA ligase (ATP) activity. Gene Ontology annotation, cellular component: nucleus; tRNA-splicing ligase complex. Gene Ontology annotation, biological process: tRNA splicing, via endonucleolytic cleavage and ligation. The record is from RefSeq and is a predicted model, not a curated record. NCBI's taxonomy places the organism in Eukaryota, Metazoa, Chordata, Mammalia, Primates, Cebidae.
CGUCGCUGGUCACGCCUGCGCUGUGGUUCUUGGAAGGCGGUGCUCUGAGAAGCCGGACAACGCGGCGGCGGCUCUUCGAAGCGGAGCUCGUUUAGUUACCGUUGUCGCCGCCAUGAGUCGCAACUAUAAUGAUGAGCUGCAGUUUUUGGAAAAAAUCAAUAAAAACUGCUGGAGGAUCAAGAAGGGCUUCGUGCCCAACAUGCAGGUUGAAGGCGUUUUCUAUGUGAAUGAUGCUCUGGAGAAACUGAUGUUUGAGGAAUUAAGGAAUGCCUGUCGAGGUGGUGGUGUUGGUGGCUUCCUGCCAGCCAUGAAACAGAUUGGCAAUGUGGCAGCCCUCCCUGGAAUUGUUCAUCGAUCUAUUGGGCUUCCUGAUGUCCAUUCAGGAUAUGGGUUUGCCAUUGGAAAUAUGGCAGCCUUUGAUAUGAAUGACCCUGAAGCAGUGGUAUCCCCAGGUGGUGUCGGGUUUGACAUCAACUGUGGUGUCCGCUUGCUCAGAACCAAUUUAGACGAAAGUGAUGUCCAGCCUGUGAAGGAGCAACUUGCCCAAGCUAUGUUUGACCACAUUCCUGUUGGGGUAGGAUCAAAAGGUGUCAUCCCAAUGAAUGCCAAAGACUUGGAGGAGGCCUUGGAGAUGGGGGUGGACUGGUCCUUAAGAGAAGGGUAUGCCUGGGCUGAAGACAAAGAGCACUGUGAGGAGUAUGGAAGGAUGCUACAAGCUGACCCCAAUAAGGUCUCUCCAAGGGCUAAGAAAAGAGGCCUUCCUCAGUUGGGGACCCUGGGAGCAGGCAACCAUUAUGCAGAAAUCCAGGUUGUGGAUGAGAUUUUCAAUGAGUACGCUGCUAAGAAAAUGGGCAUCGACCAUAAGGGACAGGUGUGUGUGAUGAUCCACAGUGGAAGCAGAGGCCUGGGCCACCAAGUAGCCACAGAUGCUCUGGUAGCUAUGGAGAAGGCCAUGAAGAGAGACAAGAUUAUAGUCAAUGAUCGGCAGUUGGCCUGUGCUCGAAUCGCUUCCCCAGAGGGUCAAGACUACCUAAAGGGAAUGGCAGCAGCUGGGAACUAUGCCUGGGUCAACCGCUCUUCCAUGACCUUCUUAACCCGUCAGGCUUUUGCCAAGGUCUUCAACACAACCCCUGAUGACUUGGACCUCCAUGUGAUCUAUGAUGUUUCUCACAACAUUGCCAAAGUGGAGCAGCAUGUGGUGGACGGAAAGGAACGGACACUGUUAGUACACAGGAAGGGAUCCACCCGCGCGUUCCCUCCUCACCAUCCACUCAUUGCUGUUGAUUACCAACUCACUGGACAACCAGUACUCAUUGGUGGCACCAUGGGAACCUGUAGUUAUGUUCUUACUGGCACUGAACAGGGCAUGACUGAGACCUUUGGAACAACCUGUCAUGGAGCGGGCCGUGCAUUGUCCCGAGCAAAAUCUCGACGUAAUUUAGAUUUCCAGGAUGUCUUAGACAAAUUGGCAGAUAUGGGAAUUGCAAUCCGUGUUGCUUCACCCAAACUGGUUAUGGAAGAGGCUCCUGAGUCCUAUAAGAAUGUGACAGAUGUGGUGAAUACCUGCCAUGAUGCUGGAAUCAGCAAGAAAGCCAUUAAACUGAGACCAAUUGCUGUGAUCAAAGGAUAGAACCUUGGACAGAAGGGCCACUAGACACCGGCUCUCUGUGAAGUGGAAGUAGACUGACAUGCUCUUCCAACGUCAGACUUAAAUCAGGACAGGUUCCAAAGUGUGCAGCUGUAACUGCUCGUGCCAAAGUGGCUGACGGGGAGGCUGCUGCUUUCAGGAGCCAGUGCUUGUAAAAUAAUCUUCUGGGAAGAGGAACCUUUGGAAAGGGAGAAAUAUACCUUCUCCUUGGUUGUUCCACAGAGUUUUAGGAAAAUCUGUUAGGGGUGGGUAGGUGUCAAGAAACUGCCUUACGCGGUCAUUCAAGUCUUUAGCCGUCAGACGGAAGUUCGUUACGCCAAGCCCUGUUUACAUUCCGAGAGGUGUCAUGAAGAAAGUUCUAUUAAAUAUUGUUUGGGAAUGUU